AUUUUAAUCGUGACAUACAUACUAUCUUCGUCAGUAUUCACAGAUGUAUUAAAAGAGCAUUUUAUUAUUAGAAACUCUCUCGUGUCGUGUUUAACGUUCAUUGCUGCUCAAAGCCAGGAGAAACCCUUAAAAAAGACUAAAGAAAAUCGAUCUGUUCCAAGUUUAGAUCAAUCUUUAUAGAACAACUAAGUCCAAAUUUAAAGACCACAUAUAUCGAUAAUAUAAUAAUACUGACGAAAAUAUUUCGGACGAUUCACAAGUAGUCAGUUUGCAAUAAUACACGUAUAAUAAUUACACGUAUAAACAGCAUCAAACUACAGAUCGUUCACGUAGUACGCGUAAGAAUCGUCUCGCGGAAAUCAAGAUGACGCUUGGCGAUCGAGCCUAUCCUAAAAGCCCGCUCACGCUAUGAAAAUCGGAAGGACAACUUUCAGAUGUACCACAUGAAUCAUUGCAUCGCACGGUGCAACGACCGACACAUUUCCCGAUGUACAAUAAUAAUUACGUAUUCCCAACGCCGUUGCCGUUCGUUGGUGCAAUGCUUCGAACCGGCGCAACUUAUAGACAAGUAUCGAUUACGAACGGAGAGCUACUAAUUUAAUAUCGGGAUCGAACCGCGCCGAGCUGUUAUAGUUCCGCGUUGUCUCGCACGUUGUCUCAGUGACAGCGGAAGACGACCAUCGGCCAGACGUCGGUUUUUCCCUUCGUGACGAUUUUUUAGGGCGGACCAUGUGGUGUCACGUGUUAAUCUCGAUCGUGGUACUGCUGUCGUCGUUGCUCUAUCAUUAUCACUUCAGCGAGCCGACCAGCGUUAUCGAUCAUCCCGAGACGCAUUACGACUACAUCGUCGUUGGCGCUGGCACGUCUGGCUGCGUGAUUGCAUCACGGCUCUCAGAGGUGUCGAACGUGACCGUUCUGCUCGUGGAAGCUGGCGGGCACUUUGGAUGGUUGUCGACCAUGCCGCUUCUGGCACCGAUGAUGCAAGGCACCGAGGUCGACUGGGCCUACAAAACGGAGCCGCAAGUUUUCUCGUCCCGUGGGUUCUACGGCUAUAGACAAAACUGGCCGAGAGGGAAGGGCUUGGGUGGAAGCGGGCAGCUUAAUUAUCUCGUUCACUCCUUCGGGAGGCCCGAGGAUUACAAGAGGUGGCCGAAGGGUUGGACGCACGCCGACUUGCUCCCCUAUAUUCACAAAGUGUCCGACAUUAUGAACGUUAUCCCGAUGCCAGAGGAAGAGUACUUGACGAAGGCCUUCGUUCUGGCUGAGGAGUCGUUGAAGCUGGAUAACGUAUUCCUGCGGAAAGCGAUGUACACCGCGCGGAAGGGGACUAGAUGGAGCACGCUUCAUGCGUACCUGCGGAAAGCCUGGAAUCGCAACAACCUGCACAUCUUGAUGAACACGCUCGUAGCAAAGAUACUGUUCAACCAUAAGAAGAUCGAUGGCAUCAGAGUGAUGUAUAGAAACGGCUCGGUCGGGAGUAUCAACGUGAGGAAGGAGGUGAUCCUCUGCGCAGGCACCGUCAACAGCCCGCAGUUGCUCUUGAUUUCCGGCGUAGGGCCCGUCGACGAGUUGGAGAAGCACAAGAUACCCGUGGUGCGAGAUCUCCCGGAGGUGGGCCGGAAUCUGUUCGAUCACCUGAACGUGCCGAUUUACGUGAACCUGCGGGAGCGCGUCAGCAUCACGCUCGUCAAGCUGCAGACAGUGCCCGAGGUGUUCAAUUAUUUCGCCUUUGGAACCGGAUGGUUGGCCACUAACGGCGUAAUGGGACUCGGCCUCGCCAACAACAGUGGUAUCCUCCUCUUCGGCGUGGCGUCCACGGAGGAAAAAUUGCUCAAGGCCAUCUCGAAUUUCGAGACCGAGACGUACAGAUCGCUGUUUCCGUCGUACAACGACAGCAUGCACGAGGGAUUCAUCUAUCUCGUGUCAUGUCUGCAACCCAAGUCCCGCGGAAGCGUGAUGUUGAGGUCAAGCAGCAUCCAUGACCCGCCGAAAAUCAAUCCGGCGUACCUUCAGGAUCCUGAUGACGUCAUGUGCACUUAUCGAGCCAUAAAACUCGCGAUAGAUACCCUCAACACGAGGCUAUUUCGCGAGUACGGAGCGAAGGUCCAUCUUCCCGAUCUCGAGGAGUGUCGCCACUUACGACAGGACUAUCGGGACAUGGAUUACUCGGAGUGCGUCAUGAGAAUCGCGGGUCUCACGAGUUACCAUCCGUGUGGCACGUGCAGAAUAGGCGCGGUUGUGGACGAGGAACUGAAGGUGAAAGGCGUGAGUGGAUUAAGGAUAAUGGACGCCAGCGUAGUGCCGUCUCCAAUUUCCGGCACGCCGAAUUCGGUUCUCGUUGCGAUGGCGGAACGCGCGUCUGACAUAAUUAUGGAUCGGACGCCCAACUGAGAUUUCAUUAAUCGUGUAACGCGAUGCGUUUUAUCAUCAAAAGAAAUUUACUGUUAAAAGAGAUAAUUUAAUGUUAUUAAAAAACAUUAUACAUACGCAA
Ooceraea biroi (clonal raider ant) is the source of this 2491-nucleotide messenger RNA. Its product is annotated as neither inactivation nor afterpotential protein G. Gene Ontology annotation, molecular function: flavin adenine dinucleotide binding; oxidoreductase activity, acting on CH-OH group of donors. Lineage: Eukaryota; Metazoa; Arthropoda; Insecta; Hymenoptera; Formicidae. The record is from RefSeq and is a predicted model, not a curated record.